Molecule: messenger RNA, 1301 nt
Organism: Chrysoperla carnea
Lineage: Eukaryota; Metazoa; Arthropoda; Insecta; Neuroptera; Chrysopidae
Exons: 4
Coding region: 1-450 (149 amino acids)
Biological process (GO): telomere maintenance via telomere lengthening; regulation of DNA-templated transcription
Cellular component (GO): shelterin complex
Molecular function (GO): telomeric repeat DNA binding
Source: RefSeq, a predicted model, not a curated record
AUGGAAAUGAUAAGAGAAUGGGUAAAUCAUACAGAACCCAAUUUAGAUUAUAAAGAAGGUUUUGUUGAUGAUGGAGAUAAAGAUAAUGAUAAUUCACAAACACAAAAUAGAAAUGAAAUAGAAGAAGAAAAAAACGAUAGAAUUAAAAUAAUGGAUGAAUUAAUAAUAGAAAAAUGUAAAGUUAACUAUGCAAUGAAGGAUACGAGACAAACAAAAUCCAAGUCAUAUACAAUGUGGGAACAAAGAGAAAUUUUAAAAUAUAUUUUUAUAAAUAAAUAUGAAAACCAAGUAAUGGGUAACAAAAUAUGGCAACGAAUGGAACUGGAACAAAUUGUAAAAGAACGUACAUGGCAAUCGUUAAGAAAUCACUUUAGACGGACAAUCUUAACAGAACCAACAUUUAGUUUACUUGUCAAAGAAAAAGGAAAAGAACUAUUAACUAAAAAAUAAUUAUCAAAAUCAAUUGUUGCAUCGUUUUAACAAACACAAUACAAUUAAAUAAUACAAGUAAGUGAAUCAAAAUAAAUGAAUAAUAAUGAGGGAGCUUUCAAACCUCUCUGUGUGAUUUAUGUGAGAAUCUGUUCACAUCAAUUUUAAACAGAAAGGUUAUAGGAUAUGACAAAAUACCAGCGGAAUUCAUUCAGAAUGUAUGCCGCUGAAAUCAAUACGGCUUCCCAAUGAAAUCAAUAUGAUUGAAUUUGUUCGAUUAUUUAAUAAAAUUUAUGACAUCGGCGAUCUACCACAAGAUUUGAUAACAUCUGUCACGAUUAUCGCACAAAAAACACUCCAAUCAAAAGUUGUAAAAUUUUCAAUCGAUACAAUUUGCAUUCUUUUAGAAAUUCAAAAAAUUCACACCCAUGUGAAAGGCGUUUGCCAAUCUACAGUUGGUUGAUUUCGAACCCACCAGUUUGGAUUAAAAUUGACUAUAUACAAGCCAGUCAUUUUUAAAGAAUUUGUUGUUCCUAGACGACGUCAAUUGAUUGGUUCAAGUCCUGAAAAACGGCUAUGUCUUUACGAUACAGCAGCGAAUAUUGAAGAGACACGGCUUCACAUCUUGGCUUCAAAAUUUUAAUGAGAGGCAUUAAACCAGUAUUAUUAAUUACACAAUCAUGUUGUUUUUCGAACAGCGAUAAAAUCUGGUGGUUUUAAGUCACAUUCUAAGCGGUUAUUUUUGAGAAGUUUUACAUGAUCGUGUCGAGUUAGCUUGAUUUUUUAUUUUUGCGUCAAAUUAAAAUUUUGUUGUGGAUCAGGGGUUGGAGCGGAGGAGCGGAUAUCUUUUUUAGGAAGCGUAUAAUAUAUUU